GAAGGUUUCCCCUCCAUAGGGGGGUGUGGGUGUGAGAUGAUGAGAUGGGGAUUGGGGGCUAUGGUCCUCAAUCACAAUUUCACAUCUCAUCUUUAAACCUCCUCGUCCCCCCCUGUUUCUCUUUCUCUUCCCUUCCUUCCUCCUUCUUUCUUUUCCCCCUUCGAUUCUCUCCCAUCCUUCGUGUCCUUCGUUCUUUUCAUACCAUUCCCACGGUAGUCACUCUUUUGCACUACAGCUUCGAGUCUUGUUACUCAGUCACUCCUUGAUCCAAUCCCCCUCAUACCUCUCUUUCACGAAGGAAUCUUUCCCAAUCCAACCACAUAAACUUAAAUCAAGAUGCGUUUCUUCGCCGUGUUCUCUGCCCUUGCAGCCCUGGCUACUGCCUACACCCAGCCCGACUACAGCCAGGCCCCCACUGGCAAUGCCAUCUACACCCCCGGCCUGAACUCUCAGGUCGAGGCCGGUCAGACCUACACCAUCACCUGGGGUCCCACGACCACUGGCAAGAUCUCUCUGGUGCUCCUCCGCGGUCCCAGCACCAACGUCCAGCCCAUGUACGCCAUCGCCGAGGACAUCGACAACAGCGGUAGCUUCCAGUGGACUCCCAGCACUGCUCUGGAGCCCGACACCACCCACUACGGCCUCCUCCUCGUUGUCGAGGGCACCGGCCAGUACCAGUACUCCACCCAGUUCGGUGUCUCCAACCCCGCCUACUCGUCUUCCUCCGCUGUUACUUCCACCGCCGCCGCUACCACCUCCGCCGUCACUCAGGCCACUGCCACUGCCGCUGCCACCACCACUGAGGUUGCCGUCAGCUCUGCCACUUCGACCGUCGUUGAGACCGUCCCUGCUGCCGACGCCACCAAGCCCGCUGCCACCUCCGUCCCCGUCAUCAAGCCCACCGGCUUCGUGACUUCCAAGCCCUCCGGCGGUGUCGCUUCCAGCUCGGCUGCUGCUCCCUCCGGCACUCCCUCCGCCAGCUCUUCCUCCGUCUCCCCCAUCUUCACCGGCGCUGCUGACCGCAACGCCAUGAACUUGGGCAUGGGCGCUCUGGCUGCCGGUAUCGUUGCCGUUUUUGCCAUCUAAGCUUGUCGGUGAUCAGUAGUAGUGUCGCGGUUGCGAUGAAGACGGUAGUCGGUGUUAUUCAUUGUUGCUUCGAUACUUUCCUCUCGCCAAGGGAAACCAAUCUAAACUUCGGAUGUAUUAAGCUUUUUUUUUUUCAACAUUUUGUACAAGAAACCCCUCAUCUUCCACACUCUGAUCGUGGAAUUACCUUUCUUCGACAUGAUUUUCUUUUUACACUACUUCUCAGUUAAUACCCCCUUUUUUAUCUCGAACACA
Molecule: messenger RNA, 1341 nt
Organism: Aspergillus homomorphus CBS 101889
Lineage: Eukaryota; Fungi; Ascomycota; Eurotiomycetes; Eurotiales; Aspergillaceae
Product: GPI anchored serine-threonine rich protein
Exons: 1
Coding region: 337-1086 (249 amino acids)
Source: RefSeq, a predicted model, not a curated record